Pyricularia grisea is the source of this 993-nucleotide messenger RNA. RefSeq lists its product as uncharacterized. NCBI's taxonomy places the organism in Eukaryota, Fungi, Ascomycota, Sordariomycetes, Magnaporthales, Pyriculariaceae. The annotation marks the transcript as partial. The transcript is spliced from 3 exons. The record is from RefSeq and is a predicted model, not a curated record.
AUGAAGAACUUCUUCACCGCGGCCGCCCUCAUCGGCGGCCUGAUCAGCGGGGUCACGGCAGCUCCCGCCAGCACCCUUGAGGCUCGCACCUUUUUCAACUUCCCGACCAAGGCCACCGCGUCUUCGUCGAGCUGCAAUGUCGCCGACGCCAUGUCCCAGGUCCAGGCUUCCCUGAGUACUGCUCUCGGUACUUGCCAGGGCGCCAACCUGGCUGCGGGUGCCUCUUUCGCCGCCCGCAAUGCCAUCGCCGCUAAGAUCGGCGCCGACCUCAGCGCUGCGACUGGAGUCCUGGGCUCGUUCAGCAACGCGCUCGGUGCCGCCUCGACCAGCGUCAUUCUCGGUGCCAAUCCCAACUGCGACUAUGACUGCAUUGGCGGAGCCAUGGUCAGCCACACGGCUGCCAUCUCUGCCGACAUCAGCUCUAUCGUCGGUAUUCUCGGCACUGACUGUGUCGGCUCGCUUGUCACCCCCAUCAUUGCAAAACUCGCCACCUGUGCCACUGGACUGGAGCCCAUCUCCGCUGGUAUCGCUGCUAGCUGCGGCGCUACCGUCGCUGCCACCCUGGGCGCCGAGAUGUGCACCGACCUUGGCAUCAACGUUGGUACCAUCUUCGGCGUCAGUGCCGGUGCCGGUGCCGGUGCCGGUCUCGGUGCCAGUGCCGGCCUAUCGGCUGGCGCCGGCGCCGGACUCGGCGGUGGACUUAUUGGUGGCCUCGGCUCUACCAUCGCCAGUAUGUUGAAGGGCGGCCUUGGCGCCGGCGCUGGUCUCGGAGCCGGUGUUAACUUCGGUGCCGGCGCUGGCCUUGGCGCUGGAGCUGGCGGCGACGCUGGAGCCGGAGCUGGAGCUGGAGCUGGUCUUAACGCUGGUGUCGGCCUUAACGCUGGAGCUGGUCUUGGUGCCGGAGCUGGUGGAGCUGGAGGCGGUGCCGGUGCUGGUCUUGAUGUUGGCGCUGGUGUCGGUCUUAACGCCGGAGCUGGCCUUGGUGCUGGUGCU